GCUGCCAGUACACCAAGCUGCCUCACGACCCGCCGCUGCACUCCGUCCAGUGGUACCGAGACAACCAUGAGAUCUUCCGGUACACUCCUCAAGAGUUCGAGACCCGAGUGUUCAACGACACCGGGAUCCUGAUCGUGAACAGCUCGUGCUCCCUGCAGUCCUGCUCCAUCCUGGUGCGUCCGGAGCGAGGGGCUUCGCGGUACACCUGUGAAGUGUCUAGUGAGGGGCCGCGCUUCGCCGUGCACCGACAGUCUACGAACAUGACGCUGGCUGUGCUCCCGGAGUACGACCCGCUGAUCACGGGGCUGCCCACGCUGGUGUACCCCGACGAGGAGGCGGUGGUCAACUGCACGAGCGACCACUCGCUGCCGCCCGCCGAGAUACACUGGUUCGUCGAUGAGAAGCCGCAGGAAGACCCGCUGCUAAGCAGCGGCACGUACGUGUCGCGCGCCGACGGCGACGGGCUGGCGGCGUCGUGGCGCGCUCUACACAUCGUCGCCGACGACUUCGCGACUCACCGCGGCUACCUGUCGCUGAAGUGUCGCGCGACAGUUCGCACGCGGCCGCCGAUCGAGCGCAGCAUGGCUGUGCGGCUGUAUGUCGCGCGACGACCGCACAUAUCCAAGUUUACUGCUAAUACUGCUUCCGGCUGUGGCCAAGUCAUCGUGCAGUGCAGUGCAGUUGCCAGUGUAUUUUGGACGUUAUUCUUACUGUCAAUAAGAACCAAGUGCCUUUGAAUAUUACCGACGUGUGUGUAGUAUAUUCAUAUAAAAGUGUUAAUAUUGUAAGAAUAUUACGUGUAAGAUAUAUCUCAAGUGAAAAAUAUCGAACAUAGGUAGGUAUUAUGAUAAUUUGAACAGUUUAUUUUUUGCGACGCCAUGUUUUCCACCGAACAAAACGUUGAAUGUAAUUAACUUACCUUACUUAACUUACUUAGGUAUGUACUAAACCUUACUUAACGUAGGGUAUGUUUUGAAAACCAAAAAGACUUUAAACAUCUUAUAAGUAACGUCUUCGAUUGAAAUAUCUAAUGAAAAAUCAAUGAACAAACAUGUCACGAGACUCGUACUUAUGUAGGUACAUUAAAUCCUAAGAAUAAAAGUCCAAGUUCCGCUUAAAAUACAAAUUUUACAUCGUGUACAGAAAUAACCUCCUAGUUUUCAGCUAGAUAGUUAAGUAUAAUGGAUUUGCAUCUAUGUCGUCACCUCUAAUAAUAUUCCGCCCUGUACAAACUUGCCGACAUUAUUUUAGAACGACAUGAAAAUUCCAUUUAAAAUCAGGCCGAGAUCAGGACGUGACGUCAUGACGUGGGGACACCGGACUGACAACUUUAGAACGAGUUCAAUGAAAAAUCUAAAUAUUUCUGAUAGGCAUAUUUACAGAGGCUACACUGUUAAAAAUAUUCCAAGCAUAAAAAGAGACUCGGAGCCUCAAGUACGGGUUUUGCAAUUUACUAAUACGAAAAAGGUUUACGAUUUCUUCUAUCACCUGCAUACAUUAUCUGUCAAAAGUUUCAUGAUAGUUUCC
This is a messenger RNA of Plutella xylostella (diamondback moth), 1527 nucleotides long. The record is from RefSeq and is a predicted model, not a curated record. NCBI's taxonomy places the organism in Eukaryota, Metazoa, Arthropoda, Insecta, Lepidoptera, Plutellidae.